Molecule: messenger RNA, 3589 nt
Organism: Athalia rosae (coleseed sawfly)
Lineage: Eukaryota; Metazoa; Arthropoda; Insecta; Hymenoptera; Athaliidae
Product: dual specificity mitogen-activated protein kinase kinase 7-like
Exons: 8
Coding region: 130-2442 (770 amino acids)
Biological process (GO): protein phosphorylation
Molecular function (GO): protein kinase activity; ATP binding
Source: RefSeq, a predicted model, not a curated record
UGCCUUGUACUACGCCAGUGUGCGCACGCGAUGGACGCAGAGGUCCGCUGCCAAAAAGGGCAGAAAGUGUCGUGAAAAUUUUCAAAUAUUGCAUAAAGUCGUCGUCUUGGGUCAUACAUCGGCAUUGUAAUGAUGCCGAGUACGUUAAAGAAUAAAAUAUUGAAUUUGCAGCAAAAACUAAGGGCUGAAAAUGAGUCAAGUGACAGAGACAGGCAAAAUACCGUUGGGAUGCCAGGAACGGGCUUACCGCCGUCAUCCUCGGGGCCUGCAGGGACUAGCCCUGUCGUCCGGAGGCCAAGACAGCUGGUAGAUUCCGGGACGCCAACCAGACCCAGACGACAACUGGAUUUGCCUGUUCUGCAGAUGCCACCCCAGCGAACACACGAUAGCGAAUUCGACUCAAAAUUGCAAGAAAUUAUGAAAAUGAAUGGAAUUCUGAGCAUAAAUGGCCGGAAGUAUCAUACAGAAAUGAAGGAUCUGGAGCACCUUGGAGAGUUAGGAAAUGGGACCUGCGGUCAUGUCGUCAAAAUGAGACAUAAGCCCAGUGGAGUUGUCAUAGCAGUAAAACAAAUGCGGAGGUCAGGCAAUGCCGAAGAAAAUAAACGGAUAAUAAUGGAUCUAGAUGUCGUCCUGAAGUCCCAUGACUGCCCUUACAUUGUCCAGUGCUUGGGGUGUUUUAUUACAGAGUCUGACGUAUGGAUAUGCAUGGAACUUAUGGCCACGUGUCUAGAUAAGUUAUUAAAAAGAACUAGACAAGCAAUACCUGAAGAAUUUCUUGGGAAAGUCACUGUUGCAACAGUUAAAGCGCUAUCGUACCUGAAAGAAGUUCACGGCGUUAUCCACAGAGACGUGAAACCUAGCAACAUAUUGUUGGAUGAGACGGGGGGUGUUAAACUAUGUGACUUUGGAAUAUCUGGUCGAUUGGUGGACAGUAAAGCCAAAACUAGGAGUGCGGGCUGUGCAGCUUAUAUGGCGCCUGAACGAAUAGAUCCUCCUGAUCCAACGAAACCUGACUACGAUAUAAGAGCAGAUGUCUGGAGUCUGGGUAUAACCUUAGUAGAAUUAGCUACCGGAGUGUUCCCAUAUCGAGACUGUAAAACUGACUUUGAGGUUCUAAGUAGGGUGGUACAGGACGAGCCCCCCUCUCUACCCCCAGACUCAACUUUUUCCAAAGAAUUCCGUGGUUUUGUUAGCUGGUGUCUCACCAAGAACUAUAAGCAUCGGCCUAAGUACCAGAAGCUUAUAGAACACGCUUUCCUGAAGAGAUAUGAUUGUUGUCAAGGCGAUGGCAACGAAUCCACUUCGCCCAGUUCUGGUUCCGAGUGGUUCAUGACAGUCAUGCGACAAUUAGAACAAAGACCAGCGGGAGUGCAGCCCCAAUUUUCCGGACACGUGUCCUUGAAACAAACGGUUCAUUUGAGAACCUACUCUGAAGCUCCAGCGUUUUUACGAAGUGGUAUCACCAAAGAACUACAAAAUUCCAACUUCCUACCAUUUCAGCCACGUACGAGUAGUGAAAAUGGUUCGAAUUAUGUCCCUAAUAGCCCAUAUGCAUUAAGAAGAAAAGAAACUGCUAGUCCGUUGUCAAUAUCAACUACCAAAGAUUCAGGAAACAGCAUGGAAUCCAAUAUACACAGGCCAUUUUCACCUUUAUGGCAAGAAUCCAAAAGCACUGAUAAAAGUUGCGAUCUCUUCAACACACCCGUUCCAGAAAAAAGUCCAACAAACGGUCAAACUCGACCAUUCUCUCCAUUCAGACAGGAUACAAACUCUACGGAAACAAGGAGUAGACCUUAUUCACCCUUUUCUUCAAGAUUAGCGUCCAGGUCGUUGAGUCCAUUUGCUCGUGACUACUCACCGUGGAGACGGGAGAAUGUCGAUCCACCAGGCGUGGUUCAACCUUCAACGGAAUGUGGAAAAUAUUCACCCUUCAUGCAACAAAGAGUUAGACACUUAUCACCUAGCACCCAUCCGCCAAUCCAGGACAUAUAUGGAAGCCCAUUAGUCAGUCGGAAGAGAUUUCCAUCGGAGCCACCGGCACAGGGUUCCACUAGUCCGCAACUACUUAUAUCACGAUAUGCUCAUCAGCACCACCAGCGUAAACAAGAAGUCAAUCCACCAGUGGCGCAGGUCCACGGAGCAUCCAAGGAAUCAGCAAAAAGACGCUUUGCUUCUUACGUUAGGCUUCGACUUGGCAGUGACCGUGCUCCUUCCCCAGAACCUCCUCCGAGACUCAACCGUGGAGAAUCUCCGCUGGCUUUGAGAAGGAAUGUUAACGAUCAACCCUCACCUUCUUUUCCCAGAAGGUACGUGUCACCAUCACCGCCGCAGCCCCCACCCAGAAGACUUUCUGAAAGCAGUUCCGCACCUGGGAGUCCACAACAUGUCCGUGCCCGCCUACGUUACACGCCUGAACCCCAAAGAAGGCCCCCACCCACGUAACCCACCAUGAAAUCCCCCAAUAGUUGGUAUUUUAUCAGUGCCAUACACACGCCAUAUUGCUUCGCCAAUUAUCACUCAUGACUUAGAACGGAUAUCAUGCGUUCACCGAUUGAAUGGCCCCAUACAGCAAACACCAUGAUGUACGCAUAUAUAUACAAUAAGGUAAUCCACCUCGGCUAUGUAGCCCACAUCAAUUUUUAAUAUGCAAAUUUCAUUACCCUGUGGGGGUGUCAUGAUACCACUUAUUUAAGAUAUAUUUGCCUGAACCGUUCACUGCCGGGCAAUUUAAUUCUUUCACGCACCGGAAACUAUUGUCUAAAUGACAAAGCAGUGAGAUUAACCCCUACAUCUAUUCGUAUCUAUGUACAUAUUUCUACAAGGUUAUUAUAAGUUUGGGAAAGGCAUUUCUCUGAAAAAUGGCAUUAAUAUGAAAUUUUUUUAAAUUACAAAAUUCACAUUUUUAUCUACACUACUAAAGUUUGAUAACGUCAAAAAAAAUUGAAACCAGCCUAACAUACUGCAUCCGAACUUUGCUGAUGCGUUUUUCUCUGCAUUGUCAUUUUCUUAUUCUCAGGAAAAACUUACCGCGUGAGACAUGUAUAAAAUUGUAUUAACGUAUUAUUUCGUACAGCCAAGUACGUACGUACAUGCAGCGUUCUUGACUCUAUAUGAAGAGAACGCUGUCCUUCGUUAUUAUUAUUAAUUUAUUUUUUCUUUGGUUUGUUUUCUUCAUUAUGUUCUCUGUUACCUUGUGUGUGAUAGUACAACGUCUUCAGCGACAACAAACUGCUGGAUUAAACUUCAAUCCUAUCAAAACGUCCUGGCUUUCACUGGAUAUCUUAUUAAUUACUUCGGUUUGAAUUACAAUGCAAUUAUAAGGACAACAUUGUUUGCAAACCAAAACGACACAGACCACUGACCUAGCUCUUACAGUUAAGCACAAGAGUCACGUCUCGAUACUAUAAUUUUAAUUGUAUAUUACUUACAUAAAUCAAAGACCUGGUAGAUAGCACGAUGUAAUUAUUAUUUUCAAAAUCAUAUUAACUCAUGAUAAUACUAAUUACGUUCAGUCUACGCUCGUAAUCACCUUUGUCGCUUAUUCGGCAAAAAGAUUUGUUGCUAUGUAAAUAAACUUAUAUUUAUACGA